Molecule: messenger RNA, 4056 nt
Organism: Hermetia illucens (black soldier fly)
Lineage: Eukaryota; Metazoa; Arthropoda; Insecta; Diptera; Stratiomyidae
Gene: ssp6
Exons: 3
Coding region: 903-3242 (779 amino acids)
Molecular function (GO): protein binding
Source: RefSeq, a predicted model, not a curated record
ACGUCGAAAAAAGGACAAAAGUUCUGUUGUCACAGAGCAAAAAUCAAGACAUUGUCGGUCGGACUUUCAACUAAUUGCAGUGAUUUCGAUUGUGCUGCAGCCGUCAGCGUCCAUAGAGCAAUUGCAAAGGAAGGAGGGUUUAAUUGAUGGGGUUGAUUCUAAUCACCACCAUACAAAUAUCAUGGAAAUGUUAUAUCUGCAGAGCAUUCUUUCUCGCAGACAAUUCAAGUGGCCAUGUCUGAUUGCAUGGCUCCCGAAAUAGUCUUGUCUGAUUUCUGGUGUGUCGGCGAUGACGGUAGUGUCUAUGCUUAGAGCAAUGUCGGUCUUAAAAUAAUCCUUGGCUUAGCCCCGAAAGUCUUCGUUUUGGUGGUGCGUGUUGUUCGUUUGUGCACGGAGCGAGUGUAUUCCUUCAUCCAAAUGCAGAAGUGUGUUGAGUGCCCUCUUAAUUGGAUCAAUGAAAAGUAAUAAAAACGCGUCCUGCUAUGAUUGCAAUAGGAAGAGCCAAGUUGCACGUAGAUAGCUGGAAAGUUCGAUAUAGUUUCAGUUGAAGAUUUCGCUUUCUUUAUCUGAAGAGGCUGGGAAGCGAAACAUGGGUCGGCCAAUUAGCCUCGCAAUCGAUACGUCCGCUGUGUGAAAUCCACAAGCAACUUAUAUUCGUGUUCUCCUCAACAGCAGGCUUUCACUCUUCCGCAUAUUCAAGUGCUAAAGUGUUUUUCCAUGAAGGAAGUCUAUAGUUAGAAGUAAGGGAUCGAAGCUUACGAAAUCCCUCUGCUCCGCUGAAGUGAAAAAUGACGUAAAAGUUUUGUUCUAAAACAAUUUGAAAGUGGAAGUGCAGUGCGACUGGUAAUCCUCAUGAUAAUAGCAGUUCCGUCUCGCCAAUAUCGUUAAGCAGAAGAGAGGCAAUGGCCGCUGAUAGCGGAUGUAGUGCAACGGCACUAAAUAAUACCAACAAUGGAAGCAGCGGCACAGGAGUAACUCUUUCUGGGAGUGGUAGUUUGGGACGGGAGCAUCAACGUCAGAAUCAUCAACAACUGCAGACACAAUCGUCCAAGCCCCUACAACAAAGCGCCCCGGCUAGUGAUGACGAACUACAAGAGUCACCGGACACUCAUGUUCUUGGGCGAAUCAAACCCGAUCGCGUUCCAAUGACAAAACCUGAAGAAGAUCGUCGUCGACGUACUAUAAUUGUAGAGAAGCGCAGCGGAAGUUACGGAUUCACAUUGCAAAGCUAUGGCAUACACUACAAAAAGGAACAAGAAAUCGAAAUGAUUACUUACGUUGACUAUGUGGAAUACGAUGGUCCUGCCUAUCGUGCAGGCAUGCGAGAAGGAGAUGUUAUACUGUCAAUAAAUGGUACUGAUAUGGAAAAGGCUGAUCAUAAAACGUUGGUUGCUUUUAUCAAAAAUUGUGAUACGCGUAUGCGAAUGGUAGUACUAUUUGAAGAUUGUGUUCGGAAAGUGGAGUUGCAUAUGCGCUACAUACAACUGCAGAAUAUUUUGCAAAAUAAGAUGAGUGAGCUGGAGCGAGUAUGUUUGCGAGAACGGGAGCUACUAGAAGGCAAAUGGAAAACGCACAGUUUACCGGCUAGAAAAAAGGCUGCUACAUCCCCCAUAGAUGGUGAAACGAAUUUAUCACCAAGUGAUUCCGAUUUGCAGCCACCAUUCUACCGUCCCACUUUAUCAACUGAAGAUGUCAAUUUAGGACGACAACGACACACAAUAAUUCCACCUCCUGCUCAAUUUAUGCUUACAUAUCAGUACUUAGAUCCUAACUGUCGUUAUGUUUUGAAGCCCUCCACUUCCAGCAGCAGCGGAGAAUACUUCGUAAGCGUACGGCCACCAUCCCGAUCGCCAAGUGAUCAUCACUACAUUUUGGCGCGGGGAAAUUCUACAGAAAAUGCUUCGAGCGCGACUUCCUACCAACAUGUUCAUAGGCAGCAAACACCAGUCAAUCAAGACAUGCCAUCCACAGAUCAACACAGGGAAGAAAGUGGUGGAAAUCAAAACAACAAGAACAAUGCAGAACAACAGAAACCACCCAAAUCUGGAAGGCAUUGUCACGGAGGUCACUCUUGUAAUCCUUGCAUUGGCCACUUUGGGAAAAAGUCUGAUAAGAAUGGUGAUAAUACUAGUCUAGAUGCAUAUGACCUAGCCAGUCCUUGCUGUGAUCCUCAUUGCGUUCCGACGCGCAGGCGUGUCCGGCACCAUAAGGAGCAUCACCACAAACACAAACAUCGUGAUAAGGAAACUAAGGAAAGACAAAGACCUCGCUCUCAGUCCCAUGCCUCUUCAAGCCCCAGUAAUACUCAACAAACAAAAACUCAUCAUCAUCAUCACCACCACCAUCAGCAGCAGCAACAGGGACAACAAACUCAACCCCAACAUCAUCAAGUUUCUCACGUUCCUGGAGAUAUGAAAGCCCAUCGAUCGAGAUAUUUCGACUUAACAACAGGCCUAGCAAGUCAUUGCAGUCUUCAUUCAUGCACCUCAAGUGAAUUUGCACCAGCUGAAAGUUCAGCCUCCUACACCACUUCCUUAAGUACAGAUACAUUGUACUGGGAUCCUCAAAGUGAUAACACUGGUACGUCAAGACAGCAUUCAACAAAAUCCCGACAAUCAUUCCAUCAAGUUCAAAAUACAGGAGCACCUCACACAAAGCAACCUCAGCAGCAAACAGCUCAUCUUCAGCAACAAGGAGUGUAUCAACAUCGAUACCAUUUGCACACUGCUCAAAUCCAGCCAACUGCUCAUAUCUACCAUCCUCAAUACGUGCACAAACCCAAAUCAUGGGAUAAUCUAACAACUAAGGCAUUCGGUGGCUACGGAUUUGGAUAUGGUUACCUAGACACAGUUGGCCCUAAACCGACAAUCAAAAUGCAGAUCACUCAGCAACGUCACUCUAUUCCACGGAAGAAUCCCUACGGUAGGUAUUCCACGUUCACUGAUGUUGAGAACUAUGCCCCACCUCCAUCACAGUUUGUGGAAGAAACCACCACAACAACAACGAUUACAACGAAAUCGACAGAGAACUUGAUAAAUGCUUCCAAUACUUCGGAAGCAAGUUUGAGAUGUGAUUGUACAGAAUCGCAAGGAUUGUCCGGAAAACAAUCGGUGGGUGUUCAAUACCAUGCCAGCCACACUUCAAGCGGUUACUAUUCAAAUUUACGAAGAAGUACUACGAAUGCUAGUACUUCGACUAGGAACGACGAUGUUGCAACAAUAUCCGAAGUUACACGACUAUAGAAUGUGCAGCACUCACAGAGCUUUUCAAGGGCCCUGGUUGGACUUCAAUUUCUCUGGCUUCCUUUCUUUAGCAUGAAGAAGUUUUUGCUUCUUUUAAAAUUUCUACAUCAGCGAUAUUGCCUAUGUGAAAAUUAUAUGGGAGACUUUUGCGCGAUACUCCCGAGUUUCCCAAAAAAAGUGAAGAACAGCUCACUGAUGGGCAGAUAGCCUGUAGACCUUGACCAUUCCAGGCAGUCAAUCUUCGUUUCUGUUAUGAAAGGAUAAUCAGCUUUAGUUAGAUAUAAUUUACUAUCACCUAAUUCGAAAUGCAUGGUGCUUUUGCUGCAGUGUAGCAAACAUUUCUUUUAUCAGCAACGAAAGGGGCCUCGGUUGCCAACAUCAAUUUAGGACUAAGGACUGAUAGUACGGCUCAUCAUGAAAUCAUGGUGAAUAAACUGGGCUCCCAUAUGAAUAUGAGCAAUGGAUCAUUCCCAAAGCGUUGAAUGGAUUCAGUGACACUUUUAUUGUAAACUAGAACAUAACCGAACAAUUUUAGAGAUGCAAUUUAUUCUGCAACUCAACGCCAAAUAUUAUAAUAUAAAGUUUGUAGUAAAUAUUAUGCAAUAUUGUAUAUGCUAAUGUGAAACAAAUACAACAAUGAAAGAAACGGGAACUGCACUUUACUAGCAAAGAUUUUUACACAUUUAUUUUCAAAGUUAAGAUUAUUUAAAUAACUUUAUUUAUUUACUAUAAUUUGAUAGUUAGAAAAUUAUUCAGGGUACUUACAUAUAUAUUAUUUCCAUAAAUUGUAAAAUAAAAUAUUUUUUAUAACGUU